AUGUGGCUGUGCCGCAUCUCCGGAUCUCCAGAAUCGCCCUCUAUGCUCGACUCAACCAAAUUCCGCGAUUCACCCUCUAUCUUCGCAUUUCUUUUGCUUUUGUGUCGGUUGUGUACGUGGCGCAGACACUCGUCGUCGCUCUGCAAUGCGUUCCUCUCGCUGCUUUGUGGGGUGGCGCAGAGGGUAGAUGCAUGGGCUCAGGUCGUCUUCAUUCCGACUUCUGUGCUCACUCUCAUCUGUGACUCGCUUGUGCUGCUGUUGCCAAUGAAUAUUGUCUUCUCGCUUCAGGCAAAGUUAGCAAGAAAGCUAGCCCUGGCGCUUGUACUUUUCUAUUUGUCACUUUCCCAAUCACGGUCUGUUAACUCACAGAGUAUAGAACGUCCAUUCGCCCUUCAACACCCGGAUGACGCAACUUGGUAUUUCUCUGUCGUAAUGGUGUGGUCUACCACAGAAAUUAGUAAUGCCAUCAUCGCUCUUUCUCUCCCAGCGUUACGAGCAUUGUUUGCAGUCUGGAGCAAGAAUCGUUCGACGAUGCAUCACAGUGAAAUAGAUAAUACCGGAACAAUUGGCCUUGAGUCGAUUCAUCCGUCGUUAAAGCAGCCUAUAUUUGUCGAACAUGAUAUUCAGGAGACAAUCAACGUGGACUGGACCAAUCCAAGCCAGGAGACGCUUUGGGGUGUCAAGGAUGGGAAUGUUCGAUUUAGGGAUAUGGUUCGCGUGGGUUUUGAGAGGUCCCGGUCUCGGUAG
This is a messenger RNA of Penicillium mononematosum, 747 nucleotides long. RefSeq lists its product as uncharacterized. Bases 1 to 747 code for a protein of 248 amino acids. The record is from RefSeq and is a predicted model, not a curated record. The transcript is spliced from 2 exons. NCBI's taxonomy places the organism in Eukaryota, Fungi, Ascomycota, Eurotiomycetes, Eurotiales, Aspergillaceae.